Messenger RNA from Brassica rapa (field mustard), 651 nucleotides. RefSeq lists its product as uncharacterized. The record is from RefSeq and is a predicted model, not a curated record. NCBI's taxonomy places the organism in Eukaryota, Viridiplantae, Streptophyta, Magnoliopsida, Brassicales, Brassicaceae.
AAACAAGGCAACUUAAAAACACAAAAGACAGAGAUCUCAAAAACAAAGAAAAAAAAAAGACAGGGAGAGAUGGGUUUGGUUACAGAUGAAGUGAGAGCUAGGGCAGAGAAAUACACAGGAGACGAGUUAUGCCGCGAGAAGACCAAGGAGUUCCUCAAGGAAGUAGACAUGCCUAAUGGGUUAUUGCCAUUGAAGGACAUAGAAGAGGUUGGAUACGACAGAGAAACAGGAGUUGUGUGGCUGAAGCAGAAGAAGAGCAUCACUCACAAGUUUGAAUCUAUCGGGAAACUUGUCUCUUACGGCACUGAGGUCACUGCCGUGGUGGAAGUCGGAAAGAUCAAGAAGCUUACCGGUGUUAAGGCCAAGGAGCUUCUGAUUUGGGUCACUCUCAACGAGCUUGUCUUGGAGCAGCCAACAAGUUCAGGGAAGAUCAAUUUCAGGACACCGACCGGAUUGUCCAGGACUUUCCCUGUUUCAGCUUUUGUGGUUCCUGAGGUUGAGAAGCCUGCACCUGUUAAAGAAGCUAUUGCAAUUUAAAGAUGCUUACUUACUCAAGUCUCUCUCUUUUUAAUUAUCUGAAUUAUGUAUUACUUUCUACAUGUUAUGCUUAAUUCUCUACUUUAAUAAGAUAUUUUUCAGUCUAAACCGACA